Penicillium paradoxum is the source of this 1254-nucleotide messenger RNA. RefSeq names its product putative pyridine nucleotide-disulfide oxidoreductase AMID-like. NCBI's taxonomy places the organism in Eukaryota, Fungi, Ascomycota, Eurotiomycetes, Eurotiales, Aspergillaceae. The transcript is spliced from 5 exons. Gene Ontology annotation, molecular function: flavin adenine dinucleotide binding; electron-transferring-flavoprotein dehydrogenase activity. The record is from RefSeq and is a predicted model, not a curated record. Bases 1 to 1254 code for a protein of 417 amino acids. Gene Ontology annotation, cellular component: cytoplasm.
AUGCCUUCUAACGAUUUUGUCCGAACUGUAUCCCGCAACUUUAGGGUACUGGUGAUCGGUGGCUCGUAUGGCGGUCUAGCUGCUGCAUUGGCCCUCAUUGAUCUUUCCCAGGCUCGCCUGCCCCGUUUCAACUGCAACUCCAAUGCUAAAGCCCCGGCCCAUCGCAUGUCAAUCCAGAUAACCGUGGUUGAUAAAAGAGAUGGCUACUUUCAUCUCAUCGGAUCUCCGAAAGCUCUGGCCUGUGAAGAAUUUGCUUCUGAGGCAUGGACUCGUUUCCAGGACAUUCCCGGGCUCAAAUAUCCAAAUCUCAAGUUCAUCCAAGGAAGCGUCAGCUCGGUUGAUUUCAACGCCAAAGUUGCCCAUGUGGUCGAUUCGAAUACCAAUAGCAAUUGUGCUGAGUCCUAUGACUACUUGAUUGCAGGCUCUGGGCUGCGCCGAAACUUCCCCACCGUUCCACAAUCCUUGCGCCGAAGUGAGUUCCUGAAGGAAGCCAAGAAACAUAUGUCAGAUGUGAAGCAUGCUCGGGGGGGCAUCGUUGUUAUUGGAGGAGGUGCCGUUGGCGUGGAAAUGGCUGCCGAAUUGAAGAUCCUCAAUCCAGAACAGAAGGUGACUUUAAUCCAUUCUCGAAACCGCUUGCUAUCUUCGGAGCCGUUACCAGAUGACUUUGCCCGGCGUGUGGAGUCUAUACUGCGUGAAACCGGUGUUGAUAUCAUCCUUGGACAACGUGUUAUUGAGACUACGGCUGUGGACACAAAGAAUGAGAGCCGAAUCUGGAAUCUUACUCUCAGUGACGGUCGACUCCUCAAGACAGGUCAUGUUCUGAAUGCUGUCUCACAAAGCAUUCCAACAUCAACAUAUCUCCCCAAGGAGGCAUUGAACGACGACGGUUAUAUCAAAGUACACCGCUCGCUGCAAUUCUCCGGCGCAGUGCCUAACGCAGAGCACCAUUGGGCAGUAGGAGAUCUGACGGCGUGGGAAGGUAUCAAGCGCUGUGGUGGUGCAAUGCAUAUGGGCCAUUACGCCGCCGUAAACAUCCAUCGGCAUAUGAUGGCAGAGUGCACUGGUGAAAAGCCAGAUUAUCACACUCUGCAGCCAUUCCCCUCGGUGAUGGGUCUGGCUAUCGGCGAAAAGGCCGUCAGUUAUACCCCGGACGAAGGCACUCGCGAGGGGGAAGACCUGAUGAAGAGCUUAUUUGGGAAGGAUAUGGGGCAUACUAUUUGUUGGAAUUAUAUGCGUCUCGGUGAGGUAUACUAG